AUGAAGAUACCAACAGCGCGGUCACUACCAUCGCUCCUGCUCGCCGCAUCGUCUGCGCUGCUCGCCGUCGGCAUCUCGACCGCAGUAGCAGCAGCCUCGGCGACGGCGGCGACGGCGGCGGCGGCCAAGGGCGGUAGCGGCGACGCAACGCUCCGGGCGAUGCUCCCCUCGUCUGCGGACUGGACCAACCUCAACUACGUCAAGCAGCUCGACCUCGGCGGCUCCGUAUCCCACCUCCUCACCUCGGUCACCCUCCAGUCCAACCUGGCCCACGACGACGUCGACGGCGCAGAGGCCGUGCAGCUCUACUUCUUCACCCUGCCCGCCGACGAGGCGCGCGCCCUCUCGUGGGCCAGGGCCUCGGUUCGCCCCGCCGCAUCCAGCCUGCUCGCAAAGUACGGCGGCAUCCCAAAGGGACAGCGACCCGUCCUCGACUUUAACCCACUCGGCCCGCUCGCAGACGAUGCCGACACCUACCUCUUUUCCGUUCCCGUCCCCGUCGCCGCCUUCGCCCAGGCGGGAGGCGACAACGACGACGCCGCCGCUGGAAAGGACGCCGGGCUGAUGCUCUCGCUCGAGGCGUCGCUCAACCACAUCACCAAGCCGCUGCCCGCCAGCAUCAAGCAGACCGAGUCCCAGUUCCUCGUCUGGACCGGCGACGUCGACGUCCGCUCGCCCUACCCGACCGUCGCCGGCAGGGUCAAGGUCAAGUCGUCGCACCCGCGCAUCGUCUCGUACGAGCCCACCGAGCCCGCGACAAAGGUCGGAUCCACCAUCACCUUUGGCCCUUACUCGUCCGUGCCCGCCUUUUCGCCCACCACCGCCGUGGCCGCUGCGUCCGUUCGGCAGGGCAAGGUGCACUACCAGCACGACCAGCCCGUCGUCUCGCUCGUCUCGCUCGAGCGCACCGUGGAGAUCUCGCACUGGGGCGACAACCUGGCCGUCGAGGACCGCAUCUGGCUGCGCAACGACGGUCCGCAGCUCAAGGGCCACUUUUCGCGCAUCGACCACCAGAUGUCGAGCUUCUACAAGCAGGGCAGCAGCCACGCCCUCACCACCCUCGCCAUGCACCUGCCCCCGGGCGCGCGCGACGCCUAUUUUGUUGACCAGAUCGGCAACGUCUCGACCAGCCACUUCCGCCCGCUGCCCGCCACGCCCUCGCCGCCCACGACGCCCCUCAACCUUCUGCCGCCCACCAAGGCCAGCCUGCUCGAGCUGCAGCCCCGCUUCCCGCUCCUCGGCGGCUGGAACUACAGCUUCGUCGUCGGCUUCAACCUGCCCCUCUCCCAGGGCGGCUGGCUCAAGACGGUGGCCGGAGACGAAUCGUCCUCGUCGGCGGCGGCGGCCGGGGUGGGCGGUACCGUGUACUCUGCGGCCAUCCCCUUCCUUACGCCCAUCACCGACAUGGCCAUCGACGAAGCGACGGUGCGCAUCGUGCUGCCCGAGGGUGCGGAGCCGCUCGACCUGGCUCUGCCCUUUGACGUCGAGAGCAGCACCGAGGAGGUGACCAAGACCUACCUCGAUACGCGCGGCCGCAAGACGAUUGUGCUGCGCCGCACCAACAACAGCGAGAGGAUAGGACAGCUCGUCUACAUCCGCUACCGCCUUUCGGCCCUCGAUCACCUCAACAAGGUCGUCGCGGUCGCCACGGCCGUUGCGGGUCUCUUUGUCCUUGCCAUCGUGGGGCGGAGGAUCGAUGUGCGCAUCAAGUGA
Messenger RNA from Pseudozyma flocculosa PF-1, 1713 nucleotides. RefSeq lists its product as uncharacterized. Gene Ontology annotation, cellular component: membrane; oligosaccharyltransferase complex. The transcript has a single exon. Bases 1 to 1713 code for a protein of 570 amino acids. Lineage: Eukaryota; Fungi; Basidiomycota; Ustilaginomycetes; Ustilaginales; Ustilaginaceae. The record is from RefSeq and is a predicted model, not a curated record.